AUUAUGUAUGCAUGCAUUGCAAAUACUUGUGUUGCUCAUUAAUGCCACUUGAUUAAGUUCAGUCCUUUAUCAGGAUCGGUGCCUCUGCAGUUUUAAAAUUUCAUAAUUUCUUCAUACAGAUAAGUGAGUGGCUUAAAAACCAAUUAUGGAUCCAAUUUUAUACAUUUUCAGGUGACGUCAUUUGCAUAACAAUACACCAAUGGUGAAGGCAGUGUAAAGAAUAAAGAAUGUUGUGAGUGACCAUCACUAAUGAGUGUGAUGUCGUUCUUGUUAAUGAGUCAUUGACUGACUGUAAAUGUGCCCCCCUCUGUGGUGUCAGCUUUACAACCUUAUGGGGACAAUUUACAGCCCGAGGUGAUCUGAGUCUUAGCUGCAGGAUAUACAAAGUGUGACUAGAUAAUGUGACUCAGCUCUUGUAAGUAAAACGAGCUAUCGUGUCAAUUUUUAAUAGUCAGUUGUAGAGGAUGUUAAUGUGGCUCACAUGAGUAUCCCCUGAAGAACAAUGGUACAUGAACAUGGAAAAGGAUCUGAAAGAGCUUCUGUUGUGGAAAGAAGAAUUUGACAGUCACAGAGAGACAAUAAGAUUGAUAACCUCACCUGACCUAAUGGUUAUACUCAGCUUUAUUUACAUACACCUGUAAAAGUGAUUUAAGUCACUUUUACAGGUGUAUGUUAAUCAAACCAACUAGUCUGCUUUAUUUUACAUUUCAGAGUUUAUUGAAUUAAAAUGUGUAAAUCUGUAAAUACUGAGAGGCAUUUCUAUUUAUUUUCAGAACAUACACACAAAAUAUAUACAUCAUAUAUGAUCUCUAUGACAGUGCUAGGUAAAAACUGAGAACAUUUAUAUUAGAUUACAAUAAUCUGCAUUCAGUGAGUGCAUAGUUAAUAAGAAUACUGGUUAUGCAUUAUAAGGCUGAUCACGGGAAUGCCCAUAGUGUACAGAAAAUACCAAUGAUUUUAAAUAAUAAAAUAUACAUCUGGAACAUUGCACACAUGAAUGACUAUCACGCUUUUAUUUGGAAUCAGUUUCAACAGAUGGGACUAAGUAAUAUCUACACUCUAUAAGGCAGUCUCGACAACUAAUUUUUAUAACCUUUUGCUGUAAUUGAAACUCUUGGGUGCAGUGUGCAAACUGAGGACGUUUUCACAUAGGCAGAGGAAAAUGCCAGGGGUAGCUUAGAGUUCAUCUACAGCCCGUGGCCUCCUCAGGUCUGUUAAUAAGCAUAGACUUUUAAAGUUUAUGCACAACAAAUACUUUUUUUUUUUUGGCUUAUGAUUCGCCUGUUCUUGUCAGUUAAAAACAUCAUUUAGAGAAAUGAGGAGACGCAAGCUGAAGACAGCUAAGGAUGAAAUAGAUUUUAUUCUUUGUGCUGUGUUAAACAGGGAGCACACGCCAAGCAUCCACAUGGGUUAACAAAGUGGAUAGGGCAGAGUAAGCACCCCGGGCAAGAUUCAGUAAAAGAGGUGCCCUUCCAAAACAAAGGCUCUAACUGUUUGCACCACAUCCUGACAUCAAGUGAUACACCAUAAAGUAAUAAAUACAGAUUUUACAUAAAACAACACACAUUUAAAAAGGCUCAUUGUAUUUGACAGAGAUUUCCUGACAUGCAUAACUAAUGAAGUUUCUUGCCUUUUAAAAGAUGAGCUGGUGUGUCUGUCCUCCUAUUAGCAGCCUUAGUCGUCUGGUGCAACCAAGAAGGAAGCAGCUAGAGCACUCCUCAGUUUAGAGUUGUUGUUUUUUCUUUUUAAAUCGGACAUCUAAAACAGGAAAUGAUGCUUGAGAUGCUUGGAUAUCAACCUUGUGAGGUUCAGACUCACCUGGAGAACCCAACCAAGUACCACAUCCAGCGGUCUCAGCAGCAGCAGGUGAAGAGGUACCUGGGAAAGCUUGGUUCUCAGGCGUUGAGCUUGCCCUGCCCCAACCAGUCCUCUGACCACGGGGGCAUGCCGCCAGGGCCGGGCAACAGUGCCCCUAACAGCCCUAUGGCCUUAUUGACCCUCAACUCUAACUGCGAGAAAGAGAUGGACGAUGUAAUUGAUGACAUUAUUAGUCUGGAGUCCAGUUACAGCGAUGAUAUCCUCGGCCUAAUGGAUCCAGGACUUCAGAUGGCAAACACGAUCCCUGUGCCUGCUAACCUCAUGGACAUGUAUGGCAAUCAGGGUAUGCCCCAGCAAGGUCUGCCCAUCAGCAACUCCUGCCCUGCCAACCUGCCAAACAUCAAAAGGGAAUACUCUGUUUCACAAUCCCCGGCCAUCAUGCAUAUGCUGGAUAAGUCAGGAUCCUGUGGCAAAUAUGACACCUAUCAAAGGCCUGAAGGGUUCCCUGUGGAAGCAGAGGUAAGAGCCCUGGCAAAGGAGAGGCAGAAGAAGGACAACCACAAUUUGAUCGAGAGGAGGCGGCGGUUUAACAUCAAUGAUCGAAUUAAGGAGUUGGGAACUUUAAUUCCAAAAUCAAAUGACCCAGACAUGCGCUGGAACAAAGGCACUAUCCUGAAGGCAUCAGUGGACUACAUCAGGAAGCUGCAGCGGGAACAGCAGAGGGCCAAGGAGCUGGAGAAUCGUCAGAAGAAGCUUGAGCAUGCCAACCGGCAUCUGAUGUUGAGAAUACAGGAAUUAGAGAUGCAGGCGCGGGCUCACGGUCUGGCCAUUGCAUCUUCAGCGCUCUGCUCUGCUGAAAUUGGGGUACGGACCAUCAAGCAAGAGCCUGCUCUGGAGGACUGUCACCAGGACCUGUACACACUCCAUCCCCAUCACCAACACCACCCCGCCUGCACUCCGGAAACACCCAGCAACCUCGAGCUAAACGAAGGCCACUCUAACUUCUCCGAGGGCCACUACGGCGUUCACAGUAAGUCGGGCUCCAAACUCAACGACAUCCUCAUGGAAGACACCUUAUCACCGGUGAGGGGGGGCGACCCUUUGCUCUCAUCCGUCUCCCCAGACACCUCAAAGGACAGCAGUCGCAAGAGCAGUGUAAGCAUGGAUGAGAAUGAGCAGGGUUGUUAGCACCCCCUACUGGAACACUCCUCCCCUGCAUUUUCAGCCCCUCCACCUACUGCUACAAGUCAGUGGCUAACACACUUUGAGCUGCUGGAAAGGCUUUCUUCUGUUUAGUCUCCUUUCUCUGUUUGUUUUAUUCCCCCUCUCCCCCACCUGUGUUUACAUGUAUUGAAUCUUUUUCCAAAUUGUUUGUUUGUUUUCUUGUGUUAUGUCUUUUCAAGCCCUUGACCCUGAUUUCAAGGACUGAUUUUUUUAAGUGUUUGCUUUAAUCAAUACUUUGAUGACAAUGAGUUACAAAAAUAGAAGUUUUUAUAUUUAAAAAAAAUAUGCAUUUAUCUUUGGAUAGAGGCUAGAUUAUCCUUUUUUUCUAUUGAUUCCAAAGAAUCUAGGGAAAUUAUAAAUCAUGGUCAGAAAUGUAGAUAUUUUGUGGUGAGAUAAGCACUGCUUUUUAAAUCAAUAGCAAUAAUAGAAGGAAAAAGAUCUAUUUAUUACUAUAGUGCUUUACACUCUGUGUGUCUUAGAUUGAACUUGAAUGUGCCAAUGCCUUAUUAAGAUGUGUAUACAUCGUUGUCGUAUUGCUAUGCACGUGUUGGCUGUUAGAGUCUUUGUCAGUCUUCCAGUUGAAAUUUCUUGCUUGACAAAUAUUAAAUCAUCUGUAGAUUAUAUAAAUACACACACGUGUGUAAACAAGAUGUUAUGAAUACAUUCCCCUUAAAGCUAAUUUAUUACAUGGAUUUUGAAAGAGCCAAUAUUAAUAAAUUAAAGCACAUUUAAGAAAUUAAUAAAUGAAAGCUAGAAUCUCUCUUUUAAGAUAAUUACAAUGAACUCAUUACUUGAGAAUAAUUUUAGUCUUUUAUUCAGUGUUAUACAUUCACCACACACUCUUUAACUACCCAGUGCCAAUAACAGACACAGUGUGUUACCAGUACAUUCCUCAUUGCCAAAACUGCCAAAAUACCCCCAAAUUUGUCUGAAAACUAGUAGAAUAAAAAUAGGCUACAAAUGGUCUGACAAGAAGCUGAUGUCACUUGAUAGCUCUAAAUACUAUUAAUUAUAGAAAUCUUUAUUUAUUUAUUUUUUUGAUCUAAUAGACAUUAAUCAAUUAUUGUAAUGUGUAUUUUUAUCGUUAGUGAUCAGACAGACAUAACUGGUUGAACUUAGAGUAUUCCAGCACAGACUCCAUACUGUAGUACUACAGGCCUGUUAAUCUCAGAUUUUACAAAUGUCCAUUGAUUUCCUAAAUUAUUCUUGUUGUUUUUUGGGUUUUUUUGAUAUACCACGUCAGUGAUAUUUCACAUUCAGGACAUUUUUUUUCAUGAUGUGAACAUUUAUGUUGCCAAGGAGUAUAAGGAGACUGCUUUGGGAUUUUGUAUGAAACGCGUGACCUUGUCAAAACACUGGAAUGACUUCUGAUAAUUGAAACCUGGUUUGUUUGCCUGUCUCUCUUUUAAAUCCGAGCAUAAACUAACUAUUUCAAAUGCAUACAGAAUCUUGUGAAAAGCUGUGGAUUCUUGGAUGGUUGUUGUAUAUUUCCACAGUUUGUUUUGAACAGUUCUAGCAUGUUCCAUAGGUAUGCCUUUUUAAUAACCACCUGCCAUAUACUACGAGCCCUGUUACAGCACAGCCUCCAUUUUGUCAAACUAUGCAAUGGUUAAAGUUGUGCCUGUAAAGCAGCAUCAUGUCUUCAAAGGGUUUUCUCUUUAUGAAUGAGUCUGAAAUGGUGUCGAGGCAAUUAUCUUUUCAUUUAAGUGCCUUAAACUUGUUUUGUUUUUUUUACCCUGAAGAUGAAAGAGAAGGAAAAAAAAUGUUUUCUUGAUGUUUAUAUUGGUGUGUUGAGCUUCAUAGAGCGCUACGGUCUGUUAAAGAGCUACACUACAAGUCCCUCAAACAAAAGAACCACGAGUAUUGUUAUUAUGGAACGCCAAAGUGUUCAACAUUAAUUAAGGAAGUAAAUUAGGAAAUAAGUAAUUAUAAAUGCCGAGUAAAAUGUAUAAGUAAUUAAUAAUUAUAUCCUGUCAUAGUAUUUGAAUUAGUGUUCUGUAUUAUUAUCAUUAAUUACUUAGUAUGUUGACUGACUUAGAAAUCUAUUGACUUCUUCAACCAUUGAGUCCACUGAAGUCAUGGUAGCAGCAGGCUGAGCAGGGGAUACCUGAUGUCCUUUCCCCAGCAGAGCUUACCAUUUUCCGCUUGGUAACACCAAGGUGUUUCCAGGCUUAAUAAGAUAAAUAAUCCCUGGUCUGCCCAAAGGUCUUCUUUCAAAUGGGUGUACCCAGAAAACCUCCAAAGUGAAGCCCCCAGGAGGUAUCGUAAGUAGAUGUCCGAACCAACCCAACUGCGUCAUUUCAACAUCUCUGAGUUCCUUCCAGAUAUCCAUGCUCCUCAUCCUGUCUCUAAGGCUGAGCUCAGCCAACCAUACUAUACUUGCAAAUACAGAUCUACAGGUCUAAUAAAGAUCUGGUUGUUAACUACCAAAGUAACCUCUGUAAGUGCAAUUGGCGAGCCUUCCUUCACGAGUGCCACCAGGUCCUUAGGUUGCCGCCGCAACAGGCACCAAUGACCUUUUGAGCAGAGCUAAUGCCAGUCACCUUUGCAAUAGAGGCUUUGAAUAUGAACAAAAAUGAGCUGCUGAGCCACUGAUUCUUAAAGUGGGGAACCUGGAUAAUCAGGGUAAUAUAUACAGUGAAUAUAUUCACACGAUUUCUGUAAGGAAAAUAAUCAAAGAUGGCUGUCAUGCUAACCUUCUAGAGUGUUUUUUUUUUCACUACCAAAAAAACAUUGCCCAUCCCAGUCCUGCAUUUACCUGAAAGUGUCGUUGUGCAGUGCUACAGCUUCACAAAACCAGUAAUGAUGCUGUAGACUAAUAGUGUUAUUAUAAUUGACUUAUUUAUAUACCCAUGAUUAAUAUUCAAAUACCAUAUAUAUAUUUAUGUAGUACCGAACACUUUGGAACUCCAUAUUUUGUAGCUCUUCAUUUUAUUUUUUUUAAAUGAAAUUUUACACUGAAGGCAGUGUUUCUUAGGUUUCUAGGUGACAACUUUGAAUGUAGGUCUCAGUAAUAACUGCCAAAUUGUGUGCCAACAUGAAGGCAAUACAUUUCUACAAAGACACAACCUGCAAAGCAAAGCCACCUUUCUUAGUGGUGUUUAACCUCUUUUGUUAUAAGCAAUAUAUGGAUCAUGACCCAAAGGUUAUAUGUAAAAUGCAAAUAAGUACACGGUUAGAGUUCACUCUUGUAUGUGGAAAGAACAUUGUAGAGAAUAUAACUCAAGAGCUCAGCUAUCUUACAGUGUUGCUAUCCAAUGAGGACGCUAACUAUGAAAUCCAGGUUCUUCAACAAGCUGAGAAGUGAACCUUGAGUUAAUAUGUUGGUUUGUUUGGGUUUUUUGUCAUUGAUGAAGCUUCGGUGGACUGUAGAUUGUUUCUUAUGGUGACACAGGUCCAGGGACUGAUUCGAAACAGUACAACACCCGCAUACCUGUAACAUGGAUCUGUGGCUAAACGUAGAACAGAUAAAUCAAACAACCCUAAAAUGUGACUGUAAGGAAGGAUAUAAACAUUACACUAUGUGGUGGCAGUUACUUAAAGCUGUCACUUAACUCGUUUCUCAUAAUGACUCUCUGAGCUGUAAAUUGUUAUGGCAUGUUAUGGAUAAACCACUAAUGAAAAACUAUGGUAUGUUAGCUCAAUUUAGGCCUUGUCUUCUAAUUGUCAUUCCUGUGGUUCAUACAAACAAAGUUCUCUGCUGAUGUUGCUACCGUUCUUAUUGUUACAGUUUAUAAGAGAUGAAUGUAGCAGUAGUUACUGUACCCACUGGUUUCAGAUUAGUGAGCUCAAACUCGAUGGUACUCAAUGUGGAAACUAUCUUGUGAGAAAUAUUAAAAGUUUUAUUUGAA
Oreochromis aureus is the source of this 6893-nucleotide messenger RNA. It is a transcript of the gene mitfb, whose product is annotated as melanocyte inducing transcription factor b. The transcript has 9 exons. Gene Ontology annotation, cellular component: nucleus. Bases 1771 to 3006 code for a protein of 411 amino acids. Lineage: Eukaryota; Metazoa; Chordata; Actinopteri; Cichliformes; Cichlidae. Gene Ontology annotation, molecular function: protein dimerization activity; DNA-binding transcription factor activity, RNA polymerase II-specific; RNA polymerase II cis-regulatory region sequence-specific DNA binding. The record is from RefSeq and is a predicted model, not a curated record. Gene Ontology annotation, biological process: regulation of transcription by RNA polymerase II; melanocyte differentiation.